AUGAUGUACAUGCACAGCACGGGCGGGCCGAUGCUAUGCCUGUACGUCGGCUACUUCCUGCUUGGGUUUGGGGGCACCGGCAUCCAGACCGCGACCUUCCACCUCGCAAACCUCUUCCCGAACAUCCAGGGGACGCUGCUGGCCGCUUCGACCGCCAUCUUCGACGGCAGCACCAUCGUCUUCCCCAUUUUUUACUCGCUCACCGAAUCGGGCCUCGACCUGAGCAGCUGCUGGAUCGGCUACGCCGGCAUCGUGGCCGUCAUCCUCGUCAGCGGCGCCUUGCUGUGGCCGUCGCUCCCGUUCGCACCUCCCACGCCCUCCGCCGCCGAGCUCUCCGCCGCCGCCGAGCCUGCCGCCUCCUCCAAGGAGGUCAAAUGGAACGACGGGUGCGUCGUCUCGGCAUGA
Messenger RNA from Emiliania huxleyi CCMP1516, 405 nucleotides. RefSeq lists its product as hypothetical. NCBI's taxonomy places the organism in Eukaryota, Haptophyta, Isochrysidales, Noelaerhabdaceae. Bases 1 to 405 code for a protein of 134 amino acids. The record is from RefSeq and is a predicted model, not a curated record. The transcript has 2 exons.